AUGAACAGAAGAACGAUUCAGAGAAAAUGGCUAUUUGGAAUUCUAGUGGCGCUUUCAUUUUUUUCUUUUAUACAGUAUCGCAGAUCUCUUUCAAGUUCGAAGAUUCUCCAUGAGCGAGAUUACAGGGAAGAAAUCGAAAUCACCGAAAUUUUCACUGCCCCAAAAACCGCUUCGAAAACCUGCCAAAAACCCGUCGAGGACAUCAUUUUCGUCAAAACCCACAAGACCGGCUCAUCAACUCUCCAGAACAUUAUCCGAAGAUUCGGAAUGAAGAAUAAUUUGCCAAUUGCCAUGCCUGUUUCUGACGGAAAUCGCUUCGAAUACCCUUAUUUCUUCAAAACAACUUUUAUUAAAAACUUCCGUCUGGGCAGAAACCGCGGAUUAUUGCGAAUCAUUUACGAGCGUCGAGAGAAUUCCUUCUACUCUUCUCCCGAAAGAUUCUGGAACGCAGACGAGCCAUAUGGAAACAAAGGAAAUGAUGUUUUCGCGCGAAACCAUAUGGCCUUCGAUCUGGGCAUGCCAUGGCUCAGUGAAAACAACGAGGAAAAUAUUUUGCAAGCGCUUGAGCAAACAUUUGAUUUGGUCUUGCUGACAGAUUAUUUCAAAGAAAGCAUGGUCCUUCUCAAGAAAGAACUUUGCUGGGAGUGGGAGGAUGUCCUAUUUUUCGUCACAAACGAACGAUCAGAAAAGCAGAAACUCUCACCGGAGCUAGAAUCGAAAAUGAGAAGCUGGAAUCAUUUGGACAACGCGAUCUAUGAACAUUUCAGCAAAGUUUUCUGGCAGAAAAUUGACGACUAUGAAGGAUUUGGAGAAGAUUUGAAGAUUUUGGAGGAAAAACUUGAUGAAGUUAAAAAGACUUGUUUGGAGAAAGAAUUUAUUUGUGAGGAAAAUGACCUUCAGUGUCAGUUUUCUUACGAUCAAGUCAAGAUCAAAAAUUAUCAGUUGUCGAAAGAAGGCGAAAAACUGGAGCUUUGUCGACUUAUGGUCAUGCCAGAACUUGAAAUGUCAAUAAAGAUCUUCGAGUCCCAGUGGACCGGCUGGUACGAUCUUUAUGACGGCCAGGUUUGA
Molecule: messenger RNA, 1068 nt
Organism: Oikopleura dioica
Lineage: Eukaryota; Metazoa; Chordata; Appendicularia; Copelata; Oikopleuridae
Source: the annotation of a GenBank genome assembly